Anopheles cruzii is the source of this 974-nucleotide messenger RNA. RefSeq lists its product as uncharacterized. Bases 59 to 436 code for a protein of 125 amino acids. The record is from RefSeq and is a predicted model, not a curated record. Lineage: Eukaryota; Metazoa; Arthropoda; Insecta; Diptera; Culicidae. The transcript has 3 exons.
GUACCGACAGUUUGUUGCAGUAGUGCAUUCGUGAGAGUCGCAAUUCUGCAUCGACGUGAUGUACGCGUGGCACAGUAAAAUUGUCCGGCCCGUGACGUUUGCUCUGGUGGCGUUCCUCAUCGGCUGUGCUCUCUCGCUACCGGCCCUGGAACGUGCCGAGGAUGGCGAGCUUUCGCUGUCUCCAAAUGGAACCGUCCACGAGGAGGUUGUGGUCGCUGCGUCGCUCUAUGUCCGGAAGAAGCCUGCUCGGCAGCAGCGACAACAACCCAUCGUUCCCGUGCAUUCGAUGGGCAAAAGAGAAAUACGCAUGCAACAGUCCGUAGGGGCCGCGGAAGGCAAGUCGCACGGCGACAAGAUCUUCGGUAACUCGAAGCGACUCAACGAGAAGGGCUUCCCUCAAAGCCAACCCACUCCUCGCCACGGCAAUCACUUAUAGAUCGUCGGAUCAGCAGCGCGCCAAUUGUUCGCAGACGGAACGUCGCGGCAGCGAACUUGUUAACUAGGAAAGUUCGGUUUCUUUUGGACCUCUCGCAGCGGUGCGCGAUUCCACGAAAUCCACGCAAUGAGGCUAUAGUGGUUUACUAAAUUGGCAAAGCGAACAGAGUGUGCGUGUUUCUAUGGUCCGGAGUAGAUGGUGGGAAAAUGGUGGCUUUGUUGUUGGGAACCAACCUUCCGAGAUCUUGGUAGCGUGCAAGAAUUUCCUACAACCUCCAGCGCCGGAUGUGCCGUGCCGCCCCACGAUGAUUAACGACAGCCAGCCGUCUGCUUAGGGGAGAACAGUUGUUUUCGCAACCAAUAGUGUUCCUCGGUGUGUGAGUGUCUAACUGAGGCUGAUAACAGAAUUCAACCAUUCUUUGCUUGAUACUGUUAUCAGUGUAUGCGGCGUUUCGAAUAAUAUUUACGCAUUUUUUCCAACAUUCUACAAAAGUUGUAUAUCAAAACGAGUUAAUAAACCAUGUAUUUUUUAAAUGACA